AUGGCCACGACCACGGCACCACUCAUAGCCGACUGGCAGACCCUCGCACAAUCAAAGCGCGAAUCAGUCUUCGCAGCGAUUCCAAAAGACUGGCUCCUUCCUCCCUCUCAAACAUCACAAUAUACAGAAACCUCGUCCAUCUCCGUGUUGGACGUACCACGGACAUGCGGCAUCUUGACGGAGAAAGAGUUGGACAUUACUGAAAACUACGAUGCCACAGAUUUAGUCGGCAUGAUGGCAGAGCGACGCUUGACGAGUACGGAAGUGGUGACGGCGUUUUGUAAGAGAGCGGCUGUCGCACAGCAGUGCGACUCCUUCAACGUCCGCGGCGUCCAAGCAACCCUCGGCUACGUCUCAUUCAUUCCACGGCCCCCAUCAGCAACCAACUCAGCCUUGGUCGACGUUCUCCAUGAACUGGGUGCAGUAUUCUACGUGAAGACAAACCUCCCUCAAACAAUGAUGACAGCAGACUCGCACAACAACAUCUUCGGCCGCACUCUGAACCCCAACAACCUCUCCCACACAGCCGGCGGCUCCACGGGCGGUGAAGGCGCCCUGCUCGCCAUGAAAGGAAGCGUCUUGGGCGUCGCUACCGAUAUCGCGGGCUCGAACCGCAUCCCCGCUAUAUGCUGUGGCGGGUCCUCAUUGAAGCCAACUGCGGGUCGCGUUCCCUUCGCCGGUGGCGUGGCAGUAGGGAGACUCGGGAGCCCCGGGUCAAUCCCCGUGGUGAUUGGUCCUUGUGGUCGUUCCACGCGUGAUUACGAAUUGUUCAUGAAGAGCGUGGUGAGCGCACGACCGUACCGUUUCGACGAGAACUGCCUCAAUGUGCCAUGGCGGAGUGUUGUCUCGCCUUUGGGUGGCAACAAACCCCUCCGCUUCGGCCUGAUCCGUGGCUGUAAAGAACGGCCGCUUCAUCCCCCUGUUGCGCGCGGUCUUCAUACCACUGCUAUGAAACUCAAAGCAGCAGGUCAUGAAAUUGUUUUGCUAGACGACAAGAUACCAGAUCUGUACCGUACAGCGAUGCUAGCGUGGAAGUUCUUUAUGCUUGAUCCAAAGAAAACUCCCUUCCAAUUCAUCAAAGAUAGCGGGGAACCAAUGGUACCCAGUCUAUCUACAAUGUCGUUUCCGGAAUUGGAAGGGUGGCAGGCGACGUUGGACGAGUUGUGGGAUACGAAUGUUGAGAAAGCCAAGAUUGUCAAAAAGUUUCAUCAAUUGGUAAUUGGGGAUGUUAGUGUGAAGGAGGAGGGAGGGGAGAAGGGACUCGACGCCAUUUUAAUGCCUGGGUACCAGGGUGUGGCGCCCAAACACGAUACGUAUGGUCUACCGAUUUAUACGGUGGUGGUGAAUCUGUUGAAUUGGCCGAGUGGGAUAUUGCGCGUGGGUAAGGCGGAGAAGGAAAAGGAUGCGGAGUUUAUGAAAGAAGGAGUGAAGUUUGAACCACCUUAUGACGCGAAUGACUGUGAGGGUUUGCCGACACACGUGCAGGUCGUAGGAAAGAGUAUGAUGGACGAGGAGUUGGUGGAGGUUAUGAAGAUUGUUGAGGGCGUGUUGGGAGACUAG
Molecule: messenger RNA, 1560 nt
Organism: Alternaria burnsii
Lineage: Eukaryota; Fungi; Ascomycota; Dothideomycetes; Pleosporales; Pleosporaceae
Product: amidase
Exons: 3
Coding region: 1-1560 (519 amino acids)
Source: RefSeq, a predicted model, not a curated record